Molecule: messenger RNA, 620 nt
Organism: Symbiodinium sp. CCMP2592
Lineage: Eukaryota; Dinophyceae; Suessiales; Symbiodiniaceae
Source: the annotation of a GenBank genome assembly
AUGGGCGGCCAGGUCUGCUCCUGCGGCGAGGAGGAGAACGAACUCCGACAAGAGGAGAAGUUCACUUUCGCGGAUGGCUCCGUCUACACGGGUGCCUUCCAGUCUGGCCUGCAGCACGGCCUAGGGACCCAGGUCUGGCCGGACGGUGGCCGGUAUACCGGCCAAUGGGCCAAGGGCAAAGCUCACGGACAGGGCCGAUACGAGCAUCCCGAUGGAGAUGUGUACAUCGGGGGCUGGCAGGAGGACCAAGCUCAUGGAACCGGCCUUUACAUCCACACGGACGGGUCGCGGUACGAGGGGCAGUUCGCCUUCGACCGACAGCACGGAGAAGGUGUCGAGUGCUGGCCAGACGGUGCCACAUUCACCGGGCAAUAUCGGGACGGCUUCAAGCAUGGUCAUGGCCGAUUUCAGUGGUCCGAUGGCUCUCACUACGAGGGCUCCUUUGAGCAGAACGACCUGCAUGGAUACGGCGUGUACAGCUGGAAAGGGGGCAGGUGGCACAAAGGAUGGUGGCUGAACAAUCGAAUGCACGGCGACGGUGAGUUCUAUUGGCCGGACGGGCGCAGCUACCGAGGCCAGUACCAGGAGGACAUGAAAGACGGCAAGGGCAUCUUCCACUG